CCGCCCCUCGGGGAAAUCCAAGGUAGGCUACUGCAUACUCGUGUCUGAGGUGAUACAGACUCACAACAGAAACCAUUAAUUAAGGCACGGAAGCUAAUGCCCGAAAAGAUGUUAAAAGCUGGACUAAUCCUGAGCUUUCUGCUGCUGGGAAAAGUGUCUUGUUACUCUGAAGGAGCUAGGCUUGGGCCAUUUUGUGAAAAUAUGGACAUUGAUCAUACCUGGAGUGGAGCACCUGAAGAAGACCCGAGGCCAUUUCAAAUUAAAAUUGUACAUAAUGAGAAGGAAUUUUUUGAUUAUGUCCAUCUUAAUGGAGGUGAUGAGGUGGAAGUGGCUCUGGUCUCAGAGAUUGAUAUUAGAGGAUUCAUGAUGGAUGGACGGGAUGAGGCAGGAAAUCCUGCAGGGUGUUUUGUAGGAUUAGAGAGUCCAGACCUACACAUUUUGUUGGAUUGCAAGGGCCGUCAGCACACAACUAUGACCCAACGUGAUAAUCGGGCACAAAGACGCAUGGCUGGCCGAUGGACAACCCUCAGCCCUGGGUUAUUCACUUUCAAUGCUGCAGUUGUUGCAAACACAAACUAUUGGAAAAGAAAGACAAUUGUCCUACCCAGCACAACUCCAGCUACAACAACCACGUCUAUGACGGAAAAACCCACAACUCAGCCCACAACUUCAUCAACAACACCUACAAAAGCUACAACAACCACGUCUAUGACGGAAAAACCCACAACUCAGCCCACAACUCAGCCCACAACUUCAUCAACAACACCUACAAAAGCUACAACAACCACGUCUAUGACGGAAAAACCCACAACUCAGCCCACAACUCAACCCACAACUUCAUCAACAACACCUGUUGUAGGAGGGGAUCUUGGAGGGGGUAAUGAGAAUGGUGGAGGGGCUCAACACACCACAACUGUCCAUCCGUGGAUUUCCUCUCCAGGACCAACCCCGCAUCCAGGGUGCCAACAGGUUGCUGAUGUGGCUUUGCUGAUUUCACACUUCCUCAAUCUUUGGGGGGCACUUUUCCUGUUGGCCUGCAACUUUGAUUUAAUCACACUUUUGGCACACAGGCUGUACUCACUUCUCUCCCUCUGUGCAGCCAGCGUCGCCUUGGUUUUCUCCCUUCUGUGUGCUGAUCUGAAUGUGUUUGCCGUCACAGGUGUUGUGGUGUUUUUGAGCCUCACACAAACAAUCAUCACUUUUACCCUUUGUGAGCCAAACCACGAACUGAGGGAUAUCAUGAUGUUGGGCCUCAGGACUCUGGCCGCCUUUCAGACAGCUCUCACAGUUGCAGCCAUAUUUAUGGACCGUUGUGUUCGGUGUGAUCUGUGUGGUGUUAACAAAUGAAAUGGGUAGGCCCAUGCACAACAACAUCACACCAGCCUAAUGUAAACACAUGUCCACACACAUACAUGACACACAAUUAGCACACACAUAGGAGUAGUUGAUAUUUUAUACAGUAUGUUGGUUAUUUGACUAUAAGUCUAAGUAAAGACUGUUGUGUAUUUGUGUAUUCAGACUGGGCUGAAAGAAAGAGGCGUUUCCAUAAGAACAGAACAAGAGUCUCACCAUCCUCAGUGUUCUGAGAUGAUGUUAUAUUGGAAAUGAAUCAGAGAAAUAAUGAGCACAAAUACAAUCAAUUAUGUCAUUAGCCAAACUAUAAAAGAUUGUCACAAUAAUAAUAAUUAUAAUUUAAAGAGUUAAAAGAAUGUAUCAAAAGACUUCACUGGUGCCCCAGAUUUAAAUUGAGUGCACAUGAUGAUUUAAUUAUGUUUCUUUUUUGUUGGUUUGUUUUGAUUCUUGCAGAAUUUGAGUGAGAAAACCUACAGGUUGGUCCUAGUGAGCUGCUAUACCCUGGUUAAUGUCUGCUUCACUGUUGUCCCUAUUUUAGGAACUAAUUUGUGAGUUGAUUGUUUCAGUAAACACAUAUUGUAUUUAAAGAGGCGAUUUACAGACCUUUGCACAGACCUAAGACCUCUCAAUAGUGCCCAGUUUUUCAUGUUGAUCAGAACCACCACCCUUUUAAUUUCAGGGCAGUAACAAGAAUUUAACUUCAUAGAUUGUGUAACAUUACAUUUCUGCACUCUUGUACGUAAACAUAUCUUAAGCUUGACUUACUUUUGUAUAUGAUUAAUUUCAGUAUAAAUGUUCUGAUACUCUUUAAACUGAUGUUUACAGCAAUGGCAAUGUGCACUCUAGGGUGUGUGGCAGAAUAGAGUUUGAAUGACUGUGUGGAAGAAGUUACGAGCAACUCUUUGAUUUGAAUUUGUUCUUUGAUUUGAAUCUGUGAUUUGCCAUGCCAAGGACACAAAUAAAAACUACAAAUUGUGAUUCCUACUAUCGCAUGCAGGUAGGCCUGUGUUAGAUUAAAGCUCCAACCCUGGUUUCCUUCAGUAUUCACCUGAUAACAAUUUUAAAGAACUGUAUCUACUGGACUCAUAAAACAUGUAGACAGUUGUGGACUUUGUAAUGACCCAAAUACCACAGGUAGUGAAUACACCCUUUGGUUGUAAACUUUCCUUCCUAGGAAAUGCGAAAGAGAUCAGGAAAAAAAGUCACAGACAUAAAAACAUGUACCAAUUUGUGACCAUAACAAAAUGCUACAUCAGGACUAUCCCACCCUUAACACAACAAAUGCACAGUUUAGAAUAGCAGCAUUUCAUCAAUGACAACUAAGUUACACCAACUGUGAGCAACUGCAUGAGGUGCUAAUUAGAAUGUCAAAAACUUAACACUCAUAUCCUAUUAAUAUGAGUUGAGUACACUGCAAUACAAAGCUGUGUAGCUAGGCUAUGAUUAUUUAAUGAACUGUUUUAUUUUCAAACCUGAAACAAGGCUGUUGUACAGAAUGUACAGAAAACCACGGCACAACUAUCACAUCUUGUGAAUGUAAAUAAUUAAAUGCUACAUCUCCACUGACACACAUAUUUUGGUACAGUAGCCUAUGACAACUCAACUACACAAGUUGUAAGACCUAAUAAGUAGAUGAGAAGAGUCCAAUCUCAUGUCUUCUCAUGAACUCAUGGACUUAUUGGCAGAUAGCUAGAAUCCUAAUUAGCAGCAGCCUACUUUGAAUGAAAUGGGCUGGUCUUCUUAAGCAAUGUUAGUUAAGCAUUACUUAAGUAUAUGAAUUAAAAUCAAAAACCCAGGCGAGGGAGUGUGAUGCUCUGGGAAUAUUGUGCUGGGGUACCCUGGGUCUGGGCCUAAAUGUGGGUCUCAAUUUGACAUGCCACCUACCUGAACGUAAGACACAGUUGUGAUGUCUUGAAUGCUGACGAUUUGUAUAUCUGCUGCAAUGUUAGAAAGAAAUAAUACACCACAGGCAGUGUUAUAUUUCAUCAUACUGACGGCACUGUCACAUUGACUUCCCCUUCUGGAUGCAGGCCCACACACUGUGAUCCCUCACACAUAUACACCAUGUGAUGAAGGAUCCCUGACCUCAAACCACAGUCUUUGGAGCAAUGAACCGUGCACCCUGACCAUGACUACAAAGAGCUUGGCUUGUUCGUAUGGCUGUCAGAGCACAAACUCAAUCAUAGUGACAGUACUCCCUCACUAAUCAGUUCUCUGUUGUCUUUGUUUAUCACAGUACCUGGCAACUAUUCUCAGCCUCAGAUAGUGCCACUGACAUGCAUACGGCUGAUGUGCAUGAGCAGGUCAAGAAACUGGCAAUUUGAAUCAGGAAGGAUGAUUGUGCUUUAACACUGCACACUGUACCAGGAACUGUCAUAUAUAGUUAGGGAUAACAGGUUCAAGAACCAAGGAUGUCUUUAUUAUUCCAAAGGUCCGAUUUAUUGUAGUCAGCACUAUCCAAACAAACAUCUGACGAACAAUGAUAAUUGGACAAUAGAUACAACAUAAAAAUGGGUUAAAAAAAAAAAUGCCAGUUAACAAUGAUUACAACAUAAAAGUCACAUUUAAUUAUUUAAAGGGUCAAUGACUGUCGGGACAAAUUAGUUCUUAAAUCUGUUUCUCCUGCAUGUUGGCAAAUUUGAUCUGCAGCCAGAUGGAAACAACUUGAACAGGAGGUGGCUAGGAUCAGCCAGGAUUGACUGGGCCUUCCUCAAAGUCCUGACCUUGUACAGGUGAAUUAAGGUCUUACCUGCAAUUUUGCUGCACAUUUUGACGUACAUUGCAAUCUGUUUCUAUUUUUGAAGUAAAGUCACCCGUACCAGCUGACAAAAGAGAAUGAGGACAGAUUCAAUAAAACAAGAAUAAAACAUUUGCAAAAA
This is a messenger RNA of Clupea harengus (Atlantic herring), 4232 nucleotides long. RefSeq lists its product as uncharacterized. The transcript has 14 exons. Lineage: Eukaryota; Metazoa; Chordata; Actinopteri; Clupeiformes; Clupeidae. Gene Ontology annotation, cellular component: membrane. The coding region runs from base 97 to 1347 and encodes 416 amino acids. The record is from RefSeq and is a predicted model, not a curated record.